Messenger RNA from Ogataea haglerorum, 504 nucleotides. RefSeq lists its product as uncharacterized. The transcript has a single exon. The record is from RefSeq and is a predicted model, not a curated record. Lineage: Eukaryota; Fungi; Ascomycota; Pichiomycetes; Pichiales; Pichiaceae. The coding region runs from base 1 to 504 and encodes 167 amino acids. Gene Ontology annotation, molecular function: peptidyl-prolyl cis-trans isomerase activity. Gene Ontology annotation, biological process: protein folding; protein peptidyl-prolyl isomerization. Gene Ontology annotation, cellular component: intracellular membrane-bounded organelle.
AUGACGAUCGUGUUUCUGGAUGUUAGCUUGGGACCUAAACCUCUUGGACGCGUGAAGAUUGAGCUCUAUACCGAACAACUUCCAAGAACGACAGAAAAUUUCCGCCAAUUCUGCACAGGUGAAUAUAGAGAACUCGGAAGGCCUAUAGGAUAUAAGAACAGUCGAUUUCAUCGUGUAGUGCCUGGGUUUAUGAUUCAAGGGGGCGACUUCGUGAGGGGGAAUGGAACUGGAAGCAAAACGAUUUAUGGAGUGGAUUCGUUUGAGGAUGAAGGCUUCAUGUUUAAGAAUGAGCCUAUGACCGUAGCUAUGGCAAACUCAGGCCCCAAUACCAAUGGAUGUCAAUUUUUCAUCAAUUUGGCUCACAAUAGUUUUCUGGAUGGAAAACACGUGGUCUUUGGGCGUGUAAUCGAGGGUAAGGACAUUAUUCGGACAAUUGAACAUGUGACCGUUGACAAUGAACGUCCCGUGAUUGACAUCAAUAUUUCGAAUUGUGGAGAAAUGUGA